AUGCGAACAAGACUCUGGAACAUGGGCGUCUCCGCCUGGAAAGGGGGCGUUUUAGUCUUUCCCCGAGAACGCGUCCAGACGCAGAAGGCAUUGGAAUGGAACAAAAGGAGGUCUAGAGCGGUGUCAAGUGAUAGAGAGGAUACGAUUGAAGUAAUUGAGGCCCCCGCGGCACCGCAAUCAAAACGAACGGAGAUCAGCUCGCGCCCCAAGGAGCGCAUCGUUGCGGCGAAGGUUAAGGCCCUCACCGCGAAGGCAGAAGAACGUCCCGCAUCAGUGACAUCGACCCCGAAUCAGCUGGCACACGAGAAGGCGAAUGCUAGUGCGAAUGCGCAGAUAAAAGUGCUCACCGACUUGGUCGAGUCGCUGGUGAGGACAAUGGAGGAACAGAAGGAGGAGUACGCUCCAAGCGUAUGUACUGUGUAUGAUGUUGCUACCAUCUGGGAUCUGGGUGGUCCAAUUGAGGCUGUGCAUUCAACAAGGCUAUCAGCCGAUUGGGAAAGGAGUCACAGGUCUGACCAUCGGCGGUGCUUCCUCGUGCUCGAACGGGCCUGGCCUUGGUUAAUUAUUAAGCUCUGGGAAGAAGGCGAGAUUUAG
This is a messenger RNA of Hyaloscypha bicolor E, 594 nucleotides long. RefSeq lists its product as uncharacterized. The transcript is spliced from 4 exons. The record is from RefSeq and is a predicted model, not a curated record. NCBI's taxonomy places the organism in Eukaryota, Fungi, Ascomycota, Leotiomycetes, Helotiales, Hyaloscyphaceae. The coding region runs from base 1 to 594 and encodes 197 amino acids.